Molecule: messenger RNA, 1941 nt
Organism: Lachnellula hyalina
Lineage: Eukaryota; Fungi; Ascomycota; Leotiomycetes; Helotiales; Lachnaceae
Gene: gad8
Product: Serine/threonine-protein kinase
Exons: 4
Coding region: 1-1941 (646 amino acids)
Biological process (GO): protein phosphorylation
Molecular function (GO): ATP binding; protein serine/threonine kinase activity
Source: RefSeq, a predicted model, not a curated record
AUGUCUUGGAAAUUGACCAAGAAGCUCAAGGAGACGCAUCUGGGUCCUCUUGCCAAUACCUUCUCGCGGACGCCCUCGGCGUCGACCCUCACUGGAGAUAGUGCGAAAGACGAAAAAGCAAGCAUCGCCAGUAGUGCUGGCACUCCUGCACAAAACGACAAUGGCAUAGCCGCAUCCGAAAUCAUUGCAACACAACCCCCCGCGCAACCUCGACCAGGAAUUCUCAUUGUCACCCUCCACGAAGGCACUGGUUUCUCUCUCCCAGAGCAGUACAAGAACUCGCUUGCCUCUUCACAUCAGCAUAACUCUCUUUCGCAAGGCAAUGGAUUCGGAGUGGCUGGAUCUGUCCGACCAGGCUCUUCACAACAACAAGGCAUGGCAGGCUCAUAUGCAAGCAACACGCGACCACAAACAUCUGGUGGUGGAGGAUUUGGUCCGGUACCUACAAAUCACGGUCGAAUCUCUUCCAAAUACCUCCCCUACGCCCUCUUGGAUUUUGAUAAAUUGCAAGUUUUUGUAAACUCAGUUGCUGGAUCCCCGGAGAACCCGCUUUGGGCCGGAGAUAAUACUGCCUAUAAAUUCGAUGUCUCUCGAGUCACUGAACUUGCCGUUCAUCUCUACUUACGUAAUCCAAAUGCCGCUCCAGGAUCCGGACGCAGCCAGGAUAUUUUCCUUGGUGUUACUCGGAUUAAUCCUAGAUUUGAAGAAGUUCGAAAAUACACGGAAGAUCCCAAGCUAGGGAAAAAAGACAAGGAGAAGGCAUUGGCGGAAUGGACAAACAAGGAAAAGAAUUUAGGUAUGAGUGGCACAGAGUGGGUCGAUGUUACAUACGGCACAGGCAAGCUUCGCAUUGGUGUCGAGUAUAUCGAGAACAGGACAAGAUCUUUGAAAAUCGAGGAUUUCGAUCUUUUGAAGGUUGUUGGAAAGGGAAGUUUUGGAAAGGUCAUGCAGGUCAAGAAGAAGGACACCCAACGAAUUUACGCCCUGAAGACCAUUCGCAAAGCUCACAUCAUCUCCCGGUCAGAAGUCGCCCAUACUCUUGCGGAGCGAUCGGUCCUUUCACAGAUCAACAACCCUUUCAUCGUGCCCCUCAAGUUUACCUUCCAGUCACCUGAAAAGCUAUACUUUGUCUUGGCAUUCGUCAAUGGAGGAGAAUUGUUCCAUCAUCUCCAGAAGGAGCAGCGGUUCGAUAUUAACCGAUCAAGAUUCUACACUGCUGAACUUCUCUGUGCUUUGGAAUGUUUGCACGGCUUCAAUGUCAUUUACCGAGAUCUAAAGCCCGAGAACAUUCUUCUCGAUUACUCUGGACACAUUGCUCUAUGCGAUUUCGGUCUAUGCAAACUGGAUAUGAAGGAUGAAGAUCGUACGAAUACUUUCUGUGGCACACCAGAAUACCUCGCUCCAGAAUUGUUACUGGGCCAAGGCUAUACGAAGACUGUGGAUUGGUGGACUCUUGGUGUCCUUCUCUACGAGAUGUUGACUGGUCUGCCACCUUUCUACGAUGAGAACACCAACGAGAUGUAUCGGAAAAUCUUGUCCGAGCCACUUCAUUUCCCUGGUCCGGAGAUUGUUCCUCCAUCUGCCAAGGAUCUUCUCACCAGACUCCUGAACCGCAAGCCCGAUCAACGAUUAGGCGCUAAUGGCGCCUCUGAGAUUAAGGCUCACCCCUUCUUCCAUAGCAUUGACUGGCGAAAGCUUUUGCAGCGAAAGUAUGAGCCAACCUUCAAACCCAAUGUGACUGAUGCUUUGGAUACGAACAACUUUGACAAAGAGUUCACCCAAGAGGCACCCGCUGAUUCGUACGUUGACGGCCCCGUGCUGUCCCAAACCAUGCAACAGCAGUUCACAGGCUGGUCCUACAACCGACCUGUUGCUGGACUUGGUGAUGGUGGUGGUAGUAUUAAGGAUCCAUCGGCAAUUGGCAGCGUUCAAGAUAGAUAG